Rana temporaria (common frog) is the source of this 2166-nucleotide messenger RNA. It is a transcript of the gene BIN2, whose product is annotated as bridging integrator 2. Gene Ontology annotation, biological process: plasma membrane tubulation; phagocytosis, engulfment; podosome assembly. The transcript is spliced from 11 exons. Gene Ontology annotation, cellular component: phagocytic cup; cytoplasm; podosome. The coding region runs from base 34 to 1797 and encodes 587 amino acids. Gene Ontology annotation, molecular function: phospholipid binding; protein binding. The record is from RefSeq and is a predicted model, not a curated record. NCBI's taxonomy places the organism in Eukaryota, Metazoa, Chordata, Amphibia, Anura, Ranidae.
CGUACAUUAGGAAACCACAUCUGCUAGCAAACAAUGGCAGAGACCAAGCAAGGAGGUGCAGGGAUCUUUGCCAAAAAUGUCCAGAAAAGAUUUUCUCGGGCACAAGAAAAGGUCCUUCAAAAACUUGGACGAACCAUAGAAACCAAAGAUGAGAUGUUUGAGCAAUGUUCUUAUGAGUUUAACAAGCAGCAGAAUGAAGGUAACAGAUUAUACAAAGAUUUAAAGGCUGUUUUCAGUGCUGUAAAAGCAAUGCAUGACGGCUCUAAGAGAUUGGCAGAAACACUUCAAGUAAUUUACAGCGCAGACUGGGAUGGAUACAACGACCUGAAAGACAUUGUAGAGAAUAAUGAUCUUCUGUGGAGUGAUUACGAGGAGAAGUUAUUUGACCAGGCAGUGCAUACAAUGGAGAAUUAUAUGGCACAGUUCUCUGAAGCGAAGGAAAGAAUAGCAAAGAGAGGGAGAAAACUGGUGGAUUACGACAGUGCAAGACACCACUUAGAAGCUCUACAAAAUGCAAAGAAGAAAGACGAGGCAAAAAUUACAAAGGCAGAAGAAGAGUUUAAUAAAGCUCAGAUGAUCUUUGAAGACUUGAACAAAGAAUUGAGAGAGGAGUUGCCAGUUUUAUAUAACAGUCGAAUUGGAUGCUAUGUGACCAUUUUCCAGAACAUAUCUAACUUAAGGGAUGUCUUCUAUAAGGAGAUGAGUAAGCUAAACCACGAGCUAUAUGAUGUGAUGAGCAAACUGGAGAAGCAACAUUCCAAUAAAGUCUUUGUCAUUAAAGGUGUUAAAAGCAACAGGAACUCUCUGAUGAUCUCAUCUCCUAUAAGUUCGACAAAUUCCUUUUUCAUGGCUUCAGUAGACCCAGGAGUGAGUAUUUCCACACCAGGAAAGGAGAAGAGUAAGAAUGGCUCCCAGUCUUCUAUGACAAGUGACACCCAGGAUUCCUCCACAGAUGGCAACUCAUGUGCUUCAUCUGAGGAGGUGCAAACUGACCCGUCUCAAAAUGUUCCUGAUGAAGAACAUGAUAAACAACCCAAAAGAUCAGCAAAUGACAUUAUGGAAAACACAACAAAGAAAGAUUCACUAGAGUCAACAGAACACAAUGAUGUGGAAAACACAACAGAAAGUAAUUUUAAAGAAAAUAGUUCAGACAACUUAGCUGAGAAUGUCCCUGAAAAAUCUCCUGUAGAGGCUGUAGAUGAUAAGAGGUCAGAAACCAUUAUACAGGGCAACAAUGAUACUCCAACACAAAGGGAAACAACAGACAUUCCACCAAGUGAUUCUGAACAUAGUACUGAGAUGAUCACAGAUGAAGAAGAAUGCACAGGAGCAGGCGAUACAAGUCAGCCAGACUCUGUAGACACAAUAGAUGGAGAAUCCAGGAUUACAAACACUUUAAAAGAUGUGGCUGGAGAGAAUCCAGAGACAGUUGAUAAGAAGCACUUAUCAGAAGUUUGUACAGAGAGUGCCACAACCCAACAAAAAUCAGGCGAGGUGAUGACAGAGAAUUCCGAAGAAAAUUCCCCCAUUGACAAUAUCCAAGGGUGCUUGGGGAACAUAACAAAGAAUGAGUCAGAUGAUAAGAUGCAGGACCCAUCCACUGAAACAAUAGUGGCUGACACUCAAAGCAAAGAAUAUAAUGCACAGGAUUCGGACUCUGGAGCACAGAACAUCAAUAACGAUGUUCUAUCAGAAGAUAAAAGUACAUCUCAAGUCAUUACAUCUGACAUUGUGACUGAGAAGAGUAACACAGAGAGGCAGUCAGAUGAUGCCUAUGAUGAAGAACAUCGGUUCUGAUGCUGGAAAUGUCACAUUGCCUGAAAGUUCACAAUCUGAUACAGCAGGUAUGGAAGAACAAUCAAGACUCCAGAACCAACAUGGAGAGAGAGAGUACAAAGCACUAGCUGAACUAUGGAACUGUAUUUGCUCUAUUCAGAUAAAUCAACUGCAUACAAGGGAAAUGAUGCUGCAACCUUAGUGGGAAAACUUUCUCCAAAGAUUAAAGGGAAUAUAUAGUAUUAGUAAUUAUUAGUUAUCCAUAUAAAGAAAACCAGAAAAAUAAUCGUAUUAUUAUGUUUUACUGUCAUCGAAGCUUUAUUUCUGCAACGUACAAUAUGUAAUUUAAUAAUACAAUAAAUGGGGUCUGCUAUAUUUGCUAAUAAGGAA